AUGGCACCACCUACCCCUCUCAACGCAACCCCUCACCUUCUUCAGUUCCUACGGACUCUCCACUCGCAAUCGCUCACCCAAGAGGCGAAACUGGACUGGCCGUCGCUGCCUGAGAAAUGCACUGAUGCCUUCGAUGAUAUCAUGCGCGAUAAGUUUGUUGCGCUGGAUCAGGACAAAUGCGAGCUGGUGUACCAUAUUCUGCGCUCUAUCAAUGCCACCACGGUGGUUGAGGCUGGAACCAGCUUCGGUGUAAGCACAAUAUAUCUUGCACUUGCUGUUGCAGAAAAUGCGAGGCGAGAAGCUUCCGCUUCGGUGAAGGGGAGGGUGAUUGCGACGGAAAAGGAACCAUCCAAGGCCAGCGAGGCGCAAAAGAACUGGGAGCGCGCUGGCGCGGAGAUCGAGGGCAUUAUCGAUCUACGCCUGGGAGACUUGCGUGAGACUCUCGCGAAGGAUUUGGGUGUUGUGGAUUUCCUCCUGUUGGACAUCUGGGCCCCUCUCGCUGAGCCAACCCUGAAGCUGGUGCAGCCGCAUCUCAGACCGGGAGCUGUGAUUAUGGUCGAUAACACGAUCAAGGCCGCGUCCACCUACGAGGCGCUGUUUGCACAUGUGGAUGCCCCUGAGAGUCCCUUCCGCCGAGUGACGCUUCCCUACGAGGGUGGACUGGAUAUGAUCGUCUACCAGGGCAGACCGUAG
Molecule: messenger RNA, 693 nt
Organism: Penicillium canariense
Lineage: Eukaryota; Fungi; Ascomycota; Eurotiomycetes; Eurotiales; Aspergillaceae
Product: O-methyltransferase
Exons: 2
Coding region: 1-693 (230 amino acids)
Molecular function (GO): O-methyltransferase activity
Source: RefSeq, a predicted model, not a curated record